Impatiens glandulifera is the source of this 1351-nucleotide messenger RNA. RefSeq lists its product as uncharacterized. Gene Ontology annotation, cellular component: membrane. The record is from RefSeq and is a predicted model, not a curated record. Lineage: Eukaryota; Viridiplantae; Streptophyta; Magnoliopsida; Ericales; Balsaminaceae. The transcript is spliced from 2 exons. The coding region runs from base 184 to 1080 and encodes 298 amino acids.
UUGCUUUCCCUACUUCCACCAGCUUUCUUUCACUCCACCAUUUUCGAUUUCAAGCUUAUCUUUACCUACUGAUUCAUCUUCUUGAGGAGAGAAAGAACAUGAAGAUCGAUUCUUACCAUUUUGAGUGAAGAAAAAUCUCAUGAACAACUGUAAAGAGUUCGAUUUUCCUGCGUUUUAGUUUCAAUGGGGUUUCUUCUUUUUGAUAGAAGAAGUCUAACAAUGCUUCUUAUACUAUCAGAGUUAAUCUUUUGGUUACCAAAUCUGAAAUCUGAAGAAACCCUAGAUUCACUUCUCCAAGACUACGCUUUUCGUGCAUUUGUUCGACCCAAAACCGGUAUUGUUUACAAUGGCUCUGUUCCAUCGAAUCUAACCGGGAUUAAGAUCUCAGCAUUGAGGCUUAGAAGUGGCAGUUUAUGGGCUCGAGGAGUAGAGACUUACAAUGAGUUUGAAAUUCCUAAAGGAAUUAUUGUUGAACCAUAUGUAGAAAGGAUAGUUUUGGUUUACCAAAACCUAGCCAAUUGGUCUGCAUCUUACUAUUCUUUAACAGGCUACACUCACUUAGUUCCAGUCCUGGGUCUACUAGCUUAUGAUGCUUCAAACUUGUCGGCUAAGAAUUUACCGGAGUUGUUUAUUAGAUCAUCAGGGGAAAAACCCAUAUCGAUUCGAUUUCAGAAUGUGGGUUUGGUUCCUGAUGGAUCGGUUGCUAUGUGUGUUUGGUUUGAUUUACAAGGCAGGGUUAAUUUUAGUAAUGUGGAAUUGGGUAACACUUGUUUGGUUUCUCAGCAGGGUCAUUUCUCGAUUGUGGCUAACUAUACUGAUGUUAGACAGAUUAGGACAAAGAAUUCGAAAGCCACAUGGCUUAUUGUUGGGUCGGUUUUGGGUGGUGUUGUGUUGGUUGUGGUUAUGGUUUUGGUGGUAAUGUGGAUUAGGAAGUAUAUGGUUAAGAAGAAAAUGGGACGAAUGGAAAGAGAGGCGGAGGUUGGAGAAGCUUUGAGUAUGAAAUCGGUUGGGAAUGUGAAGGCUCCGUCUGCAAUGGGGACGAGGACUCAACCUGCGAUUGAGCAUGAUUAUGUUCCUUAAACAUUUUGAUGAUCCAUUUGUUUAGGUAUUUCUUGAGUUUUACACCUUUUGUUUUGUUUUGUUUUAUGAAUUGUUGGUAUAGUUACAUGAGUUGAAGUGUAAAUGAUGAAAAUCUGAGAUGGCAGUUGGAUAGGAUCAUAGGAGAAUUGAGGGUUUUUUCUAUUUUAGAUAUGAUUGUUUGUCUGUUUUAGGUUUGAGAGUGAUUGAAUUGUGUGAUGAAAUUUGCUUCUGUCCAAUUAGACAGGAAAUAAGAAAUUCGGUUUUAGUUUUA